UCGCGUAAUUGGCGUGUGCGCGUUCCGGAGCGCGAAACGCGUAUACUACGAACCAACUGCCAACAAUGAACUAUUUAACAAGCCUAAUGAAGAUCGGGAGAGGCAAUUGCGUAAACAAUAUACGUUAAAUGAGUUCACUUGUACGUCAUCUCUGAUGCACUUCGGUCACAUUAUUGAGAUUACGCUGUAAAGCUGAAACAAUAACUUCGCUGGUCCCCGUGUGACACAGAGGCCGGCUUUGGCCCGACGUUCACUCUAUUUAUAUCCAUAAUUCUUUUCCGUGUCAGCAAAACUCGGAACUCAAACAGAACGGUCACAUCCGAACCAGUUUCUCAUUUCAAAGAAGGAAGAGGGCGAACAGCAUAAAUGGAACAAUUGCAGAGUUAAACAACAGAGACAAACGCAAGGACCUUACGGUCCAGUCCAGUAGCCAUCAGGUCCACUGUCCUGUGCUACCGUUGCAUCACGACCGCACGUGAGACAAGAACGUCCGCAUCAGUACACAAACUUCUGGAACCCAACAGUACGAUAUCUGUAAUGCGCCUGUGGCCACUGGAUGUCCUUCAAUUAAACAAGGCUCUGGUCCCACCUACCCUGCUAUUCAAUGGGCAAAAAGCUGACCACUCAGCUCUGUGUAGUGUUGAGGAUGACAUGAGAGGCAUUUACUUUUGGCCGCGGCUACUACUGCGAGCAAGCAACAGAUAUCGAAACAUCCUGCAAGCAUUUGUAUUCCUGUCUGUAGGAUUUGGAUACUGCUUCCUGCUAGGCAGUUAUGCCCUCUCAAGACACCGUGAAAUGGUCAAAUCUAGAAAUAUUAAUACCACCAAGGGCCCUAGCACACAGAAUGGUGCAAUACCAAAUACUGACACUCAAACCCAGAAAUCAAAUAUUCUCUUCAGAUCUGACCACAGUAUGGUCAUCCUACCCAUGAACAGCGACUCAGAAGACAGUGGGUAUGAUUUGGAGGACUUGGAGUCAGAACUGGAAGGCAGACGACAAAGGGUGUGGGAAGUAUGUAUGGCUCAUGGCCUCAACACGGAGGGUGAGCCAAAUGCAUGGGAAUUCUUUAUAGAUUCUACACAUGGCCUAGUUUGGUGCAACAUAUUUAAGGCAGCAAGUUCCACAUGGCUAUAUAAUUUCAAUCUACUGGGAGGCUACAAAGAACAGUAUCUACGCCGAUCAAAGAAAAACCCCCUUGUUCUGGCCAGAUCACAUUUCCCAAGGCCUACCAUAAAGCAACUUCAAGAAGCUCUUCCUGAGUCUCUCUCUUUCCUUAUUGUACGCGAACCAUUUGAACGUCUACUGUCAGCAUAUAGAAAUAAAAUUGAAGGCCUUCCACAUCGUUUCUACCGCAAAAUGGGCAGAGAAAUAGUAGAAAAAUAUCGGAAAAAGAAUUCACACGCCAAUGUUCUAAAUCCCACAUCAACAGGGCCUACAUUCUCUGAAUUUGUGAAUUAUAUAACAGACAAAGCAGGGUCAACCAAAAUGACAAAAUUUGAUGAGCACUGGGCUCCAUACUACUCGUUCUGUACACCAUGCCACAUUAACUUCACUGUCAUUGCAAAACUUGAGACUCUGACCCGUGAUCAAGAGUAUAUUAUCAGAAGAGCUGGACUUGAAAACAUACUCAUGCUACCAAGACACAAAGACAGACCUAAAAUGAUCCUAAAUAAAGCCAGAGAUGGUAAAAAUACAAAUGACUUAAUAAGAAAAUACUAUGGUCAACUAACAGAACAGCAACUGAAGAAACUGUAUGAUAUUUAUGGGAUUGAUUUUGAAAUGUUUGGAUAUAAUAUCACAAAAUAUUAUGAAAUAUUUAAGAAAGACACAUAACAGACUGAUGUGACUGCAGGCAUGUACUCAUGUACCGAGGAAGACUCCCUUGCUGAAAUACUACCUGGUACCUGAUGGCUGCAUAAUUAUUCAUAUUUUUAUAUGUUACAACAUGCAGAUAAGUAUGCACCCAGAAGACUUGAGAAUCAUGCUUUUCAAAACAUCGGGAACACCUCACCUAAAUCGCAGCAGCAUAUAAGUAACUAUCAGAGACACUAAAUUUUUAAUUAUAUGUACAUCUUGUCUAUUUUGUGCCCUUUUACGUUACUGGAACUCUGACAUACUAUGUAAAAUUCAGAAGAGCUGUAUGUAACACACCUACACAAAACUGCAAAUGGUAUGUGUAUCAAGGUGUGUUCACACUACUUCAGUGCAAUCCACAAACAUUCAUCUAUCACUGCUUCUUGCAAACCACUCACAGCAGUGCAUGGACCAUUCGGGAUUAACCUAAAAUACGUAUCAUUCCCUCAUUACCGACAAGAUUUCUCUAGGGCAAUGAUUCUAAAAUAUGUUUCAUGCAAAAGAUUAUUCUGCAUAAUAAUGUCUAGAAAAUAUCAUUUUGACCAACAAUUUACUUGUAAAAUCCUACGUGAAAACGCCUCACAAGAUGCAUUAUUUGUGAGACAUCAUAAUUUUUUAAAUCAUUACAGAUACAAACUAACAGUAGUCUGAACACUGAAAUGUGACCAACUGUACUCAAACAGGGCAACAGCUCUCAGCCCUUAGUUAAGCUUGUCACUCUGUAACAUAUGAACAGGUUAAAAUCACUUAUCACCACACUGCAAGUCUGGAAAUACGAGCACCGCUAACCACUUCACGAUUCAAGUUGUAAGUGCUAUCUGUGCCAUUCUCUUCUUACCCGUCCGUCUGCGCAUGAAUGUAUUCUACCAGAUCCCCGCACAAAUGCUCCAGGACCAAUUUAAGUAACAAGUGUACAUACAACCUCCAACCUACUGUCUGUAUCACCUUACCAUCAGACACAGCUGAUAUUCUGAAACCUACGAAUGCCAACAUUUGUACAUACAAGCUUUAAUAACUUUUUUUUUUAAUUCUCAACGUGAUAUUAUGAUGGCUCAUUCUUGAAUUUUUGACAAUCACCAUAUGUAUGUAUGUAUAUAUUUUCCAUUUCCAUGUAAGCUGUUGGUACAAUUCAGAGCUUAAUAAGUUCUGUCCCUAAACUGUGAGUGUCUGCAAAGGUGUGUGAUGUGAUUAGUAAUCACAUAAAAAAAAUACUGUUGGCAGUAUAUGUGCUCAAACUUGAAAACCGUAAUGAGUAGAAUAAGUUAAGAAAGAAUCCAGGGCUGACCACCCCCUUCAUACAAGAAAUAAGGUAUCAGAUAGAAUUCUGCUCCAAUAGAAAGCAGUGCUUAUGAAAGACAAAGCCUUCUUCCAUUGGGUCAUUCAAUUACUGCAUGGAACAAAUUAUGUUAGAAGAGAGUGUAGCUGGAUUUCUCUGAAAUGAUGUGCUUAUUUAUUAAAACUGUAAAGUAUGCCAUGCUAUAACAGAUAUCAUUUCUCAGUCUGCUUAUGUACUCAGGAGGAAGGAACAUGUCGUCUCGGGAAAAAGCAACUUGCAAUCUAUGCAGAACAAUGCAUUCUGUAUGCCCUUUAUGUUGUGACUCUUUAUAUAUGUGGCUGUUUGUAAGACAAGGCUCAAAAGACCUGAGAUUGGUUCUGGACUGCAAGGCAUAGACAACUUGGUAACAUCACUGACCCUCUUAUCACCUCAGUUCCUACAGGGGGCUUUAUGAAUGUAUUUAUAAGCAUGUUAACGAUACCCUGCACAUGGAACACAGGAACUGGCCAGCUCUGGAGUUCAGUGGGAACUGUGAUAUAUAGACAGCAACUGCCAAAUGUUAUUAGGGAGUAAUCAAAGAUAACAUUAACGAAAUAAUUAUCUUUUAAAUGGAACUUUAUAUUGUCAAUGACAGUGACAACAGGCAGUCAAUGUGGCUGGCUAAACUGAUGCUCCUGGGUACUAGAGCACAACUGUCUGUUUCAAGGGGUCUCUAAAGCACAACAAAUGAAUGCCUUUUGUAAAAUGACAAUGUCCAUUAACAAAUGUGGCAAUAUUGGAUUCAAAUAUAAAUUCUAGAAUUCUGGAAUAGGGCGAUGAAGUACACAAUCUUAUUUUAUUGCUAAGUUCUGAUGUGAACUGGUGCUGUCCAAUUGUACCCAAUUAAAACCAAUAAUAAAGUAUACUAAAGGGUGAUAUGGUGGGAUAUAACAUUCAUUACAUGGUAGAUGGCAAUUUCUGAAAGCAGAUCAAUGACCAGUGUUGGAAAUAAUAUUUAGAAUUGGCUGGCAGUAUAAGAAAUGUGAACAGCUGUGCACUUCUGGCCUCUCAAAAAGUGUAACAAACUCCAAGGCCCUGAUGGCUACAUUUCUGUAUGCAAAACAAUGACCAAUGUUGAGCUCCUGCAAACUCUAAAUGCAGCGUUUCCCAUGUUACUUUAGACUAUCUAUAUUCUGUUUAAAUGUGUUUACAUGCAAUCAUAUUUUAUAUGUAUGUACUCUGCUGAAUAUGUGCUUUAUUUUAAGAACACAAUAAAAUGACAUCGGAACCUAUUCUUCA
This is a messenger RNA of Cryptotermes secundus, 4408 nucleotides long. RefSeq names its product carbohydrate sulfotransferase 11. Gene Ontology annotation, cellular component: membrane. The transcript has 7 exons. NCBI's taxonomy places the organism in Eukaryota, Metazoa, Arthropoda, Insecta, Blattodea, Kalotermitidae. The coding region runs from base 538 to 1833 and encodes 431 amino acids. The record is from RefSeq and is a predicted model, not a curated record. Gene Ontology annotation, molecular function: sulfotransferase activity. Gene Ontology annotation, biological process: carbohydrate biosynthetic process.